GUAACUAGGUUCCCGACCGGCUUGCGCCGGAGUGCGUUGGGCGAUAACUGUUCCUAGCUUCGGGACGUUGGAGUGUGCGGACGUCUGUCGCGUGUGCAACAGGUGCACGGAGGAUACAGAGCCCCGGGAUUCGGAUUUGUUAGCGGUACACGGAGCGGUGGCAAGUCGACAACACGAACCAGAAUAGUUAACCCUCUCUUGGUGGCGGACAACAAAACAAGUCAAGAUGCCGAAACCGGUAAACGUACGGGUGACCACCAUGGACGCGGAACUGGAGUUUGCGAUCCAGGCCAGCACAACAGGAAAGCAACUCUUUGACCAGGUGGUCAAGACAAUAGGCCUCAGAGAAAUCUGGUUCUUUGGCCUGCAGUACUUAGACAACAAAGGCUACGUGACGUGGUUGAAGCUGAACAAGAAGGUUCUCAGCCAAGACGUGAAAAAGGAGAACCCCCUUCUCUUCAAGUUCCGUGCCAAAUUCUACCCCGAAGAUGUUGCCGAGGAGCUCAUCCAGGAGAUAACUCUGCGCCUUUUCUACCUGCAAGUGAAGAGCGUGAUCCUGACUGACGAGAUCUACUGUCCACCCGAGACGUCCGUGCUGCUGGCCUCUUACGCUGUCCAGGCGAAAUAUGGAGACUACAGUGCAGACCUUCACAAGCCAGGCUGCCUCUCCAGCGACAGGCUCCUGCCCCAGAGGGUGAUGGACCAGCACAAGCUGUCGAAGGACCAGUGGGACGAGAGGAUAACCAACUGGUGGGCCGAGCACAAGGAGCUGCCCCGGGAAGAUGCCAUGAUGGAGUACCUCAAGAUCGCCCAGGAUCUGGAGAUGUAUGGAGUGAACUACUUUGAGAUCAAGAACAAAAAGGGCACCGAGCUCUGGUUGGGAGUUGACGCCCUGGGCCUCAACAUCUACGAGAAGGAGGACAAGCUGACCCCCAAGAUUGGUUUUCCUUGGAGUGAAAUCAGGAACAUCUCGUUCAACGACAGGAAGUUUGUCAUCAGGCCCAUCGACAAGAAGGCUCCGGACUUUGUCUUCUUCGCCCCCCGACUUCGCAUCAACAAGCGUAUCUUGGCGCUGUGCAUGGGCAAUCAUGAACUGUACAUGCGUCGCCGCAAACCAGACACCAUCGAGGUGCAGCAGAUGAAGGCUCAGGCCCAGGAAGAGAAGCUAGCCCGAAAGCAGGAACGGGAGAAGCUGCGCAAGGAGACUGAGGCCCGCGAGAUGGCGGAGAAGAAGCAGCAGGAGUAUGCGGAGCGCUUGCGGCAGAUGCAGGACGAGAUGGAGAAGCGGCAGAAGGAGCUGCUGGAGGCGCAGGACACAAUCCGGCGGCUGGAGGACCAGCUGCGCCUGGUCCAGGCAGCCAAGGAGGAGUUCGAGCUCAAGCAGCGCGAGCUCGAGGAGAUGAUGAAGAAGCUCGAGAACGACAAGAUGAUGGAGGCGGAGGAGAAACUCCGGCUGGAGGAGGACAUCCGGGCCAAGCAGGUGGAGGUUCAGCGCAUGCAGGAAGAGGUGAACACGAAGGACGAGGAGACGCGGCGGCUGCAGGAGGAGGUGGAGGACGCCCGCAGGCGCCAAGAGGAGGCGACGGCGGCCCUGGUGGCAGCCUCCUCCACACCCCAGCACCACCACGUGAUGGAGGCCGAGGACGACGGGGAGAACGACGAGGCCCUGGCCAACGGGGAACUGGGUAAGGCCGGCAGCCUGAGCAGCGAGGACGAGCACCCCGCACCCCUCCUGGCCAACGGGGCUGACCUGACGUGCCACGAGAACGAAGACGAGGAACUGUUCCGCCGAGAAGAGCAACGUUCCACAGAAGUCUCGAAAAAGAAGGCAUUAGGCGAUCAGCUCGAGAUCCUGAGCAAGGAGCUUUCCCUGAUGAAGGACGAGGCUAAGCUGACGCGCAACGACAUGCUCCACCAGGAGAACGUCCGACAGGGCCGCGACAAGUACAAGACCCUGCGCGAGAUCCGCAAGGGCAACACAAAGCGCCGCGUCGACCAAUUUGAGAACAUGUAGACCGGUCUUCCACAUCCACCUGGUCUUCCACCGUACCUACCCUCGCUUCCCUUCCCGUUUCUCCCGUCCUCGCCAUCUUUUACCUCCUGCCCCCUCCUUCCUCCUCCCCACCUCCCCUUUUCCAUGUUGCGCCGUCUACAACUCGCGCAAAAGGUUUCGUCACUGGCGUCGACAUUGAAACGGGAUCGCUUUGGUCGGUGCCCGUAUUUCUCGUUUUUUUAUACAGGGAUUUAGAGACCGAGGCAAGCAUUCCAGGCUUGGAUUCCCGUUGGGAACUGUUUUCGUAGGUGUACGUUGUUGGGCCCGAGGUCAUGACUGUUGCCAGGAUGGCAGGAGCACCGUUUUUGAGGGUGGUGCUCGAGGCCUCCGAGUUGGUAUUGAAUGCCUUAAAAUAUAGAGAAAAAAAAAACCAUUGUUGCUACUACCCUCUUACUGGUUCAUGUUCUUGCAAAGCAGAAACUCUUAGAAAACGAGUUUUUUUUUUUACUGAAUACUGUACACAGAUUUUUUGCCUUUUUGAAGAUCUUUACUAGUGUGCUAUAUCCGUGCUUGGAACGAUUUUUACAGCAAGUAAUCGGUGACCAACAAGAAUCGUGCCUUCCAAGAAGCUGUUGCCUUUUUUUUUUCCAUAAAGCGUGUAGCAAUCUUGGUGCUUUCUUACGCUCGGAACUGGAGUACUCCUUCCCAGUGUCACGUCUUCUAGGAAACGGGCCUGUUGGCGCUAUUGCUGUUGCGUAUCUCUCCAGAUGUUCCUUCUCUCAACAAAGUAUUGUUUACCUAGCACUAUGGCAUUACUUUCGCGUUUUUUUCCCCUGCUGUUUCGCGAGACUCGUUUUUUCUAAUGUCUGUAACCUCUGGAGAGACAAUAUCCUAGUGAAGUAUGUGAACUGGUUGAAGGAACUGUUCAUAAAUUAAACUAUUUUUUUCAAGCCAAAACAAAUAAAAAGUCCAGUUUUAAAA
Ixodes scapularis (black-legged tick) is the source of this 2974-nucleotide messenger RNA. It is a transcript of the gene Moe, whose product is annotated as moesin/ezrin/radixin homolog 1. The record is from RefSeq and is a predicted model, not a curated record. Bases 227 to 2014 code for a protein of 595 amino acids. Lineage: Eukaryota; Metazoa; Arthropoda; Arachnida; Ixodida; Ixodidae. Gene Ontology annotation, biological process: regulation of organelle assembly; regulation of cell shape; positive regulation of early endosome to late endosome transport. Gene Ontology annotation, cellular component: adherens junction; plasma membrane; microvillus. Gene Ontology annotation, molecular function: cell adhesion molecule binding; actin binding. The transcript is spliced from 13 exons.